Cavenderia fasciculata is the source of this 2289-nucleotide messenger RNA. Its product is annotated as peptidase M3A and M3B domain-containing protein. Gene Ontology annotation, biological process: peptide metabolic process; proteolysis. The transcript has 5 exons. The coding region runs from base 1 to 2289 and encodes 762 amino acids. The record is from RefSeq and is a predicted model, not a curated record. NCBI's taxonomy places the organism in Eukaryota, Evosea, Eumycetozoa, Acytosteliales, Cavenderiaceae. Gene Ontology annotation, molecular function: metalloendopeptidase activity.
AUGUUAACUUUUAAUAGAGUACUCUUCAAAACAAAUAAUUCAAAGUUAUUGAAUAGUAUUAGUAGUAGUAUUAGUUGUAUAUUAAAUAAUCAUAAUAAUACUAUUAAAUAUACCUAUCAACAACAACAAGUAAAAUCAUCAUCAUCAUCAUCACCAUCAUUUAAAUAUUCUACGUCUUCUUCUUUAUCAUCAUCAGUCUAUAAUAGUAGUAGAUACUUUUCAAAUUCAAGUGUAACAAGAAACAACAAUAAAAUGACUAUUCCAUCAGCUGAAAAGAUUCAAAAAGACAUCAACUUGCGAUUCCCCUCCAAGGUGGAAGACUUUGCACCAAGAAUUGCAAAGAUGAUCAAGGAUCACGAACAAGGUAUCAGCGAGUUGAUCGCCAUUGCCAAGGACAAGAGAACCUUUGUCAACACGAUUGAGAAGCUCGAGUUCCUCAACCUCGACUUUGCCAACGAGGAAAAUGCCAUUACAUUUGUCUCGAAUGUCUCUGCCGUCAAGGAGAUCCGUGACGCUUCCAAUGCCGCCGAGUCUGAACUCAACAAGUACUCUAUCAAGACGUACAUGCGUGAAGACUUGUACAAUGCCAUCACCGAGUAUGUCCAAGUCAACCCAGACUACCAAACCAAGUUGGUGCCACAACAAGCACGUCUCGUCAAAAAGACACUCGAAGACUUUGAAAAGAACGGUCUCCAAUUGCCCAAGGAAAAGCGUGAUCGUCUCAAAGAGAUCAAGGAAAAGAUCUCUGACAAUGGCAUUGCCUACAGUCAACACAUUGCCGAGGACAAGACAACCGUCGCAUUCACCAAGGACGAACUCAAGGGUGUGCCAGAAGACAUCUUGGAAGGUUUCCAAAAGGAAGAAGGUACUGGAAAGUAUUUGGCCACUCUCAAGUAUCCAGACUUGGUUCCAAUCGUAAAGUACUGUCAAGUCACUGAAACGAGAAAAAAGAUGGAUUAUCUUAAUGGUCGUAAAUGUAUUGAUACCAAUCUUGAAAUUCUUCAAAAUACUCUUAAAUUAAGAUUUGAGGCUGCUCAAUUAAGAGGACAACCAGAUUGGGCUUCAACUGUAACUCAAUACUAUAUGGCAAAGAAUGCUACCAAUGUUAGAAACUUUAUUUCAAGAAUGACUGAUUUAUUAAAACCACAUGGUGUCGAAGAAUUAAAAAGAUUACAAGAAUUAAAGAAAUCAGAUUAUGAAUCAAGAGGUGAACCAUUAUUAGAACCAGAAAUUAAAUCUUAUGAUUAUCAAUAUUAUAAUAAUUUAAUGUUGGUAAAGGAUUUCCAAGUUGAUAACAAUCUGGUAAAGGAAUACUUCCCAUUGGAAUUGGUAUCAAAGGAAUUGUUCAAUGUCUACCAAGAAUUGCUUGACGUUACCUUUGAAGAGGUCAAGGAAAUCCCAAUCCAAGUGUGGCACCCAGAAGUCAAGAUGUACUUGGUUCGUGACAAUCAAAACAAGGAUGUCGUCAAGGGUUAUUUCUUCCUCGAUCUUUACCCACGUGAAGGUAAAUUCUCUCACUUUGCUGUCUGGCCAUUACAACCUGGUUUCAAACUUGAUGAUUCUCAUUCAUCAUUACCAGUUGCCGCUAUGGUUUGUAACUUUACAAAGUCAACACCAUCACAACCAUCACUUUUGACCCAUGAUGAAGUGGUUACCUAUUUCCAUGAGUUUGGUCAUGUCAUGCACAACAUGUCCAGCGAGGUUAUGUAUCCUCGCUUCUCUGGUACCUCUGUAGAACGCGAUGCAGUGGAAAUGCCGUCUCAGGAGUUCGAACUAUGGUGUUGGGAUAGCAAUAUCCUCAAUAGAAUCUCUGGUCACUAUAAGGAUGGCUCCAAAUUACCAACUGACCUUGUCCAAAGAAUGUUGGAUUCGAAAAAUCUCAACAUUUCUCUUUUCUAUCUUCGUCAAUUAUUAUUCUCUUCAUUUGAUCAAAAGAUCCAUUCAAAUGAAACUGAAUGUUUUGAUAAAUUAUCAGAGGUUUGGAGACACUAUGCAAAGAAUGUUGCAUUGAUCGAGAAUCAGCCAAACACCAACCCAGCUGCCAACUUUGGACAUUUGUUUGGAUAUGACGCCUCAUACUACUCGUACAUGUGGAGCGAAGUGUUUAGUGCUGAUAUUUUCAGUGUCUUUGAAAAGAAUGGUAUCAUGAACAAGGAACUAGGUAGAAAGUUUAGAACCCAGGUAUUGGCUGUUGGUGGUUCUCAAGACACUAGCAUCACUCUCAAGAAUUUCCUUGGAAGAGAUCCAGAAGAAGCUCCAUUCCUUAAAUCACUUGGUCUUACUAAAUAA